AAUUGCUACGUCGACUGGAUUCCGAAUUAACGAAAACGAGCCUACUUAGGCGGAGUGAAUUCAGCUUCAUUGUUACAAGUGCGGUAGUCGUUAUAAGUCAACUCGAGAGAAAAUGUUCGUAAAAAAAAUCACAACAACAACAUGUAGUUUAAUUAUAAGAAGGAAAUAUUGUUCGGUUAGAAAUUUCGAAGAUAUACCCUCGACUAGAGGACUGCCAAUGGUUGGUUCUACUUUUUCAUUAGUAAUUACGGGGGGGCUUAAGAAACUUCAUAAAUAUAUAGAUAGACGUCAUAAAAAAUUAGGCCCUAUAUUUAGAGAUAAUGUCGGACCUGUUACUGCUGUAUUUUUAUCAGAUCCUGAUGAAAUGCGUGCAGUUUUUGCUAAAGAAGGAAAAUAUCCAAAACUUACGAAACCGACAUCGUGGUUGUUGUAUAACGAAAAAAACAAUUAUUCUCGCGGAUUAUUUUUCAUGGAGGGCGAGGAAUGGCGCCAUUUCAGGAGGAUAAUGAACAGAUUAUUAUUAAAAGGAGAUUUUUCGUGGAUAGAAACGUCUUGCGACGCGGCCACUAAUUUAUUGAUAGAUCGGAUAAAUCCGAACGAGGAAUUUAAAAAUUUAGAAGCCGAAUUAUACAAAUGGUCUUUGGAGGUGAUGGUGUCCGUAUUAAUAGGCGGCGAUAAUUAUAAACGACGUUACGAAGAAAUAGAAAAUUUAAUGGAUCGAUUAUCGUCGACGGUAAAUUUAAUAUUCAAACGCACCUCCGAGUUGCAAUUGAUCCCGGCGGAAUUGGCUCUAAAAUUGAAUUUGAAACGUUGGCGGAAUUUCGAGGAAUCCGUAAAACGUUCGUUAAAUUUAGCGAACGAUCUGAUCGAUCGCAUCAGAAACGAAAACGACGGAUUAAUAAACAAAAUGAAACGGGAAAAUAUAAACAACAAAGAUUUAGAUCGGAUAAUAAUCGAUUUGAUUAUAAGCGCCGGCGACACCACGUCCUACACCAUGAUCUGGAUACUGUUUCUGAUGGCGAAACAUAAAAAUCACCAAACGAAAUUGAGACAAACCCUCCGAUCUGAUCCGAAAACGAAUUAUGCGAAAAAUAUAGUGAGGGAAUCGUUGAGAUUGUACCCGGUGGCACCGUUUCUAACCAGAGUCCUGCCGGAGGACGCCGUCAUCUGCGGUUACAACGUACCCGCCGGUACCACGGUGGUGAUGUCCGUUUAUACGAGCGGACGGAACGGAAAAUACUUCAAACGCCCCGACGUCUUUUUACCGGAGCGAUGGGAUCGGGGUGGAAUGAACGAUUCGUCGGUCCGACAAGCUAGUUUACCAUUCAGUAUGGGUCCUAGGUCGUGCGUCGGGAAAAAAAUCGCCGAAAUUCAAUUGACCGUUACGCUUUCGAAACUAAUCGAAAAUUUUAAUAUCGAUAUCGUUAACGACGAAGAAAUCGAUGAUGUACUCGUGAUGGUACCGCAACCGUCUAAACCGUUGAGGCUUAUUUUCAGAAAUAUCACUUAAUAUGUCAAAUUUAAAACGAGGGCGACGUUGUCGGACUUUGAAAACUGUACGGGAAUCGAGGAAACGCGAUUGAGGUUAUGUUGAUGAAAUAUGGCUGUUAAAUAACGAAACUGCGUAUGUAGAGGACGUUUUAGACGUUUAGUAUAUGGAAAUCUUGUUUACGGACGUCCCGAAAGGCAAUGUAAUUGUAAAAAACUCUAUUUUCCAGCUCUAAAUACUAAAAAUUACAUUUUAUCGUUAAUUUGCUAAGUCCGGACCGUAUAAGUCACGCAGAGCUGCUGCGUCGAAUAUCCUUUAGCUCGCGUAAAUAAGAUUUUAACUCCCGUGGUUUCCGAAGUUUCCACGAUAGAUUCGAAUCGUUCGUUGAAGGUUAUGACAGCGAGAAACGUGACCGGUUUCAACCGGUUUCGGUUCGAAAUGCUUCGUCCAGAUUAACGAAUUUUAAGUUUAUAUUUGAAUCUCCCUCGUAUAAUAAUACACACGGGGCUGUAAAUAUUUAGUAAAUUGCGCUCAAAUUUCAACUUUUUCUUCUUCUUUGAUUUAAUAACGUCUGCAAAUUUGAUAUUUUUCGGUUUUAAAUCGUCGUUCUGCGUUAGUUUUUAGCGUUUUUCAAAAUUGUGCUCUUUAUGAUUGUUUUAACGACUUUAUUUACCCGAUUUUCACGGUUUUAUACAUAGAUCUGAAUUGUGUAAUGUUUUACUACUUUUAAAUAACAAAAUUGUACCUGCGCAUUCACCAAAUAUGAAAAAUUGUUUGUACGUAUUUAAAAAAAAUAACGGAUAUUACAAAUACUCAAAUUUCGAAUGAAUGAAUUUUUUACUAUUUAUACAGGUUGUCCCACGACGAGUUAAAACUAUCCGUAUAUAUGGGAAAAUACUUAUAGUAGAAUCGUGAAAAUUUGUACGUUUGGGUUUUAGGAUACGAUCUUUUUAACUAAAAUAUUUUUAAAGAUGGCCGACUUCCGGUUCUACCGGAAAUCGACUGUAACUUCGUUAUUUUAAAUAAAACACCCUGUAUAUUAAUACAUUUUUAAAAUCUACGUCAAAUUUUAGUAAAUUUUUGUCUAAAAACUUUUUUCGAAAAAUGCGUAUUUUUCGAGUUAUUAAUUUUUUUGUAAAAAAUUUGACCCUUAUAAAUUAUUUAUUUACUAAGACACCCUUAAAGAUAUGAAAAUUUUUCUUGUUCGGUUGUUUUAAGCAAGGUCAGACGUAUUAAAAUCUGUGUCGAAAAAUUUUUCAUUUUAUACGGGGUGUGUAUAAAAAGUAAUCAAAGUUUAACUUUUAAAAUAUCAAAUUCCUUCAUUUUUUUAAAUAGAACCACCCGGUUUUUUCUAUUUUAAUGCGUUCGGGGGUAAAAAAUAAGGCAAAUUCAGUAUAAUUUCCUAUACCUCACCCUUAUUCAACCACCCUGUAUAUAAAUUUAAAAGUAGACAUCGAUAUAAGCUAAAUAAAAUUUAUAAAAAACUUCGUAGCGUCGAUUUUUGUACAAACGUAAAUAUAUAAAUAAAAUAUGAUAAUUUAA
Messenger RNA from Diorhabda sublineata, 3031 nucleotides. RefSeq names its product cytochrome P450 315a1, mitochondrial (gene sad). The coding region runs from base 113 to 1510 and encodes 465 amino acids. NCBI's taxonomy places the organism in Eukaryota, Metazoa, Arthropoda, Insecta, Coleoptera, Chrysomelidae. Gene Ontology annotation, molecular function: iron ion binding; monooxygenase activity; oxidoreductase activity, acting on paired donors, with incorporation or reduction of molecular oxygen. The transcript has 2 exons. The record is from RefSeq and is a predicted model, not a curated record.